Messenger RNA from Mesorhabditis spiculigera, 645 nucleotides. The record is from the annotation of a GenBank genome assembly. NCBI's taxonomy places the organism in Eukaryota, Metazoa, Nematoda, Chromadorea, Rhabditida, Rhabditidae.
AUGGUGUCCACUAACGAAGGCUUUGUGAUCAGCCAAGGAUAUCCAUUUUUAGCGACAGAACUAUCUGACAGACCCAGGGAAAUUCAGGCUAUCUACACAGUGGAUCCGGCUGAAAAAUACGCCGACGAUACGACUUUCCACGUUGAACUACUCCGUUUUGAUGCUGGGACGCCGGCAGGAAAAUUAUAUCUAGAGAUCGGCACCGAGACACAGUUGAUUCUCUCCUCUUCUACCUCCCAGCUCUCCUUCUCCGGACAUGGCCCAAGCUUCUCGGUAUACUUCGAUCCUAAUGAUGGCGCCGGAAAUUUCCUGGUCCGAUUUACAUCAUAUACGGAGCAAGAGCCAAGCUCCAAUACCACCACUCCGAUUCCGACGGAGCCUACUAAAAAAGCAGCGACGACUGGACGGAAGACUGAUGCGCCGAAGGAUACAACACAUGUUGAUGUGCAUAGUACGGAUGUGACGACGAGCCGAGGAGGUACGAAGUCGACUGGAGCGCCAGCCGAAUCGACUCCGGUAUCUUCUGGAGCACCAAGUGGCAGUUCGGAGCCGACGAAACCGACCGGAAUCAAGACAACCACGCAGUCGGGUUCUAGAAUGUCUCUAGCUCUUUGUAAUUUCUGUCUAGUUCUCGCACUAUUCAAA